GAUGUCAGACACUCAUAUGAACCAUAUACAAAAAGGAUAAAAGUUUCCGACCUUAUUCCACAUUCAAAUUAUACAGUUCGAGUCAUAACGACAACCACUGUCGACAUGAAGCCAGAAACCACAACUCGAACCUUUACAACCCCCGAAGGAGUGCCAAACCAUAGUCCUGAGUUACAGCCAAAUUUUCUUGGAGUGUAUGAUUGUACUCAAAAUAAAAGAAAUGUGACUGUGAACUGGAAGUUUCCAGAUCCGAGGGAACGAAAUGGCGUGAUAAGGAACGUAACCGUGAAAUAUUUUACGAAUAUUUCCAAUCCAAAAUAUAUCAAUCUGCCCAGAGUAACAACAACCACGAUUUUUGGGUUGGAUUGUGAUACCGAGUAUAGUGUACAAGUUCGAGCAUGUUACCAUGGCAACAAAAAUUGCAGCGCGUACAGCAAAAUUAGAGUUAUCACGGCCCGCCAUGUCGAUAUUGAUCGCCAAACAGGUGAUGAUAACAAUCGUCUUCGUUUGUGGAUAGGUCUUUUCAUUGGCGUGCCAUUAAUCCUUGUACUUUUCAUAGCGGUGUCUCUGUACUGUGUUUGCAGGGAAAAAAAGAAAUCCCUCGAGCCGCUCACAGAGAGUGACAUCAACGGGUAUGAUAAACCAGAUGGUAAAGAGUUGUCUGAAGUGGGAGAAUAUUCGAGGCUAGAGGAUGAUGCGGAAAACAAAUCCGAACAAGCUAGUUCCUAGGCUCACAAGAAACAAGACUGAAUUAUAAGGAGUAAGACUACAGUAUAUAUAUAUGGUUUCAUUGGACAAAUAUCUCAGCUUUUCAACAUUGAAAAUUAACUCUGCUCUUCAAAAAUAUAUAUUAUA
This is a messenger RNA of Dendronephthya gigantea, 855 nucleotides long. RefSeq lists its product as uncharacterized. Bases 106 to 729 code for a protein of 207 amino acids. Gene Ontology annotation, molecular function: protein binding. The transcript is spliced from 7 exons. NCBI's taxonomy places the organism in Eukaryota, Metazoa, Cnidaria, Anthozoa, Malacalcyonacea, Nephtheidae. The record is from RefSeq and is a predicted model, not a curated record.